Homarus americanus (American lobster) is the source of this 4946-nucleotide messenger RNA. It is a transcript of the gene Ocrl, whose product is annotated as inositol polyphosphate 5-phosphatase OCRL-like. Gene Ontology annotation, biological process: phosphatidylinositol dephosphorylation; signal transduction. The record is from RefSeq and is a predicted model, not a curated record. Gene Ontology annotation, molecular function: phosphatidylinositol-4,5-bisphosphate 5-phosphatase activity; inositol phosphate phosphatase activity. NCBI's taxonomy places the organism in Eukaryota, Metazoa, Arthropoda, Malacostraca, Decapoda, Nephropidae. Gene Ontology annotation, cellular component: membrane.
CGUUGAAGGUUGAUUAGUAGAAGGUUGGGUCACUAGUGCAAUACUACUACUCUUGUUAAUUAUAUCCAAUAUAAAGGACUGCUCAGUGUAGCAGUAGCACAGCACCAGUUAUGGAGCUUUCACCACAUGUACAAGAGAAGCUGCACUCAGGGCACAAGCUUACUGCUGUAGUUGAAGCUGGACUUGUGCAAGAAUUUAUCAAGACGACACGUGUAGUAGCACUGAUCGAAGUAACAACACAGGAGGUGAAGCAGGGUGGAGAACAGGCUCUACUAAUCUUCCAGACUGCACGGGUACCAGUUCACAGUGCAAUUGAUCUCAGCAUUGAGCAGGUUCUUCCUAUAGACACCAAUCUCAAAUGUGAAAUUGGCACAGAUACAUCAAGUACAGAUGUUGACACUGACGUUCUGGUGAAUAUCACUUCAGGCAAAGUUCGGUUAUUGUUUGAAAUGCCAUUCAGUCAAAGGACAAAUACCUUUGUCUCAGAAGUUUUAAGAGCUGCUGAAGUUAUUAGCAAGCGUCGUGGUCCUCCUCCUGAGUUCACGUGGCUGUUGCCUUAUCAUCAGAAUUCACCCAAUGAUACCAGCAGUGCGAGAGACUCAGGAAGUACGGGGCCGACUACACCAGCCAGUGGUCCUCUGGACAGUUUGGCUCCUGAUGCAAUCAGCCCGGAUGAUGUUAGUGUGGAUGUAGCCCAGGUCCCACCUUCACCCUACCUUGAUCCUGCUAUCAGUAAUACAGACAGCAAUAGUUUGCAUCAUGACAGUGAAAGAAGCCCAGAUUUGGGAGUUAAUCGGCAUAACAUUGCCACAGGAAUUUCUCCAACGCCUAUUGCUGCCAGGGAGAGUCAUAUUAGACAUCAGAUGGCUCUUCGGGAGGAUUCCUAUACAGAUAUUCAUAAUUUUACGGUGUUUGCAGGCACAUGGAAUGUGAAUGGUCGAUCACCAACAGUUGGGCUGGCUGAAUGGUUGUCUGUUGAUGAAGACCCUCCAGAUGUAUAUGGUAUAGGCUUCCAGGAACUUGACCUUAAUACUGAAACAUUUCUCUUCAAUAACACUCCCAAAGAACAAGAAUGGCUGAAUGCAGUGCUGAAUGGUAUCCACCCAAAAGCAAAGUAUCAGAAAGUUCGUUUGGUACGCCUUGUGGGCAUGAUGCUCAUUGUCUUAGUGCAAGAAAAGCACUUGGCUUAUGUACGCAAUGUUGCUACUGACACAGUGGGCACAGGCAUUAUGAACAAGAUGGGGAACAAAGGAGCUGUGUCUGUGAGGCUAGAUUUACAUAGCACUUCCAUUUGCUUUGUCAAUGCUCACUUGGCAGCGCAUCAAGAGGAGUUGGAGCGGAGGAACGAAGACCACGAUUGUAUAUUUCAACGAACAUGUUUCCACUUAAAUAUAAACAGCCCACCAAAGACCAUAAAAGACCAUGAGCAUAUAUACUUCAUUGGAGACAUGAACUACAGAAUAAAUAUGUGUGAUGUCAACAUCAGAGAGGUUGCCAAGAGUGGACAGUUCAAGAUUCUCGUUGAAAAUGAGCAACUAACACAACAGCGAAACUUGAAGCGCAUAUUUCACAAAUUUAAAGAAGGCGAUAUUAAUUUUAAACCCACGUUCAAGUAUGACGUUGACAGUGAUGAAUGGGAUUCUAGUGAGAAAGCAAGGUUACCAGCAUGGUGUGACCGAAUCCUAUGGUACGGGAAGGCACAGCAUGUUUAUCGUUCACAUCCAGCACUGAAGAUUAGUGACCACAAGCCUGUUAGUGCACUCUUCCAGGCAGGGAUUAAGGUAAUUGACACACGGCGAUACCGACGCAUCUAUGAGGAAGUGAUGAAAAAGCUUGAUAAGCUUGAGAACGAAUUCUUGCCUCAGGUAACCAUAGAUACCACAGAGAUUAUACUGGAGCCUGUGAGGUUUCUUCAGCCACAAACAAAAUACCUCACAAUUGCUAAUACUGGACAGGUGCCAGUACAAUUUGAGUUCAUUAAAAAGUUAAAUGAUACCAGUUACUGCAAGCCAUGGCUCUCUAUCAGACCAUAUGUAAACUUCAUUAUGCCAGGUGAUAAAUGUGAUGUUGCUUUAGAAGUGUUGGUGGAUAAGCGGACAGCAGCACAGCUUAACUCGGGAGCAGAUAAACUUUAUGAUAUUUUAGUGCUUCACCUGGAAGGUGGUAAAGACCUCUUUAUUACUAUAACAGGUGACUACGAGAGAAGUUGCUUUGGAUCAUCCAUUAAUGCUCUUGUUCAUAUGAAUAAGCCUUUCAGAGAAGUUCCUAUGGCUAAAUUGAUUGACUUGCCUCUCCUUAUGCAGGAAAGUAAACAGCCCAAGGACUUGAGUGAGAUGCCUUAUGCCGUACCAAAAGAACUUUGGUAUUUAGUUGACCACCUCCACUCGCAUGCCCUUCAAGUUGAGGGUCUUUUUACUUACCGUGGCCUUCAGAAGGAAAUUGUCGACAUCAGAACUGCCUUGGAUGAAGGUGUUCCAAAUGACCUCCUGCCAGGAAGUGUUCACUCAGUUGCAGAAGCUCUGUUACUCUUCUUGGAAGCAUUACCAGAGCCAGUCAUCCCCUACAACCUUUAUCAUGCUGCCCUUGAUGCGACACCAAACUUUUCUCUUUGCAAGGAUAUUAUAUACAAGCUGCCUGAUUAUCAUCGCAAUGUAUUCACUUAUUUGAUGGCAUUCCUGAAAGAGCUUUUGAACCAUUCUGAGGACAACAACCUUGAUGCCAAAACUCUUGCUCUAGUUUUUGGUAGCAUACUACUGAGAGAACCAUCAAAUUCAGCAACAGACCGCUGAACAUCAGCUCAAGCAGUGGAGAGGAAGAAGCAGACUUUUGUCCAUCACUUUCUUAUGAAUGAUUAUGAAUAAUGCAAAUACAGUGCAAUAUACAGUAUAUUAUAACUUUUUUAUAAUUCGUGGUGGACACAGGGCCUGCCAUUUAUUAAUGCAGUUUAUGCUUGCAAUCAUUUAGUAUUAUUAUCUUGAGUCUUGUUGAAAAUCUAGUCUUUAUUGUGUUCUUGUUUGUGUAGCCCUACAAUACUUGGUAUUGUGAACUGACUUGACUAUAUUUUGGAGGAUUUAAAUGGAGUUGAAUAUCGUAAUUAAUUAUUCAUCAGGUAAACUUAUUUAUAGUAGCACCUCAUGUGCUGAUUCAUUUGAUUGCUUGAUUAGUGAUAAUAAUUGAAAGAGAUGUUUCUUUCUUAAGGAUUUAUUUUAACUACUAGAUUUCCCUACCAAAUGCCAUAUGAACCAUAUCUAGCUGCUCAUUCUUCAGUCAUCCAUAAUUCACCCUUGUUAUUACAUGUCCAUUCUAAUGUAAAUUUCACCUCCUUUACUACAUAUUUACUUUGAAUUACAUUACUCACUUCAAGAUUACUGUUUGUAGUAAAGGUAAAAAUAUUUGAAAUUUCUAGUUUUAUACAUAAUGACAUUUCAUAUUUUGUUUCUUUGUGUAUGAUAAGAAGGAUCAGUUAUAUAAAUACUGUUAUGGUUAGAAUUGUAUAGAUUAUAAGCCUAUGAUCAGUCAGGGAAGCACGAAAUCGUAAAAUUUAUCUCUUUUGUGAAUUGUUUACUAGAGGCCUCACUCUUCAUACUAGAUGUAAUGAAUUAUAGGCUUCAUAUUACAUCUUUAGUUUGCUGUAUUUCACCCUAGAAUAUGAUUUAAACCCAAAUGGAAUUCCAGCCAAUAGAAAAAUCUUUAUAAACAAGCUUAAAAAUUGAACAUGCGUGAGGCAGUAGGUUAACAUGAUUUAACAUAUGAAACAGUCUCAUUGUGCUGUGAAACUUUGGCUAAAAUGAUGUAGAGGAAAUAAUAUGGUAAUGAGCAUUAAACUCGGAUCUCUUUUUAGUAUUUUGAUAAGUGAAAUGUUUAAUUCCCUGUGAAUCUCCAAAGAAAUUGAAUAUAUUUAUUUCUCUAGUUACAAUAUAACGGGUGAUUUGUUUGCCGAGUUAUUUAUUAAGUACAGUACAUAUUACCCUAUAUUAUCAGUAAUUCCUUGCUAAUGUUAGGUCACUUGGUAAAAAAAAUAUACCCUGUAUAUAACUUUAAUGAAUUGAAUUUUAUCAGAGUUCAUCAUAUGAGAAGAAGGAAUUAGAUUUUGAAGAUAAAAAAAUGGAUACCAACACCCCAAAGUAUGACUGUGUGAUUAAAAGUAUUUGAUUUCUAGAUUGGAAAAUACAGGGACCAGGUAGACCUCGAUUAUCACAAAUUAGAUUUAUCACAAUUUAAUUUUUAUGACCAAAAUAUUUGAAUAUUUUAACAUGUCUUAAUUUUUUGCAGUGCUGUUAUAAGAUAAAAUGAAAACCAUUCCCAACACCCUUCUAGAGGGCAAAGAUAUGUCAUUUGGUAGAGAGGCAUGAAAGAGAGAGAACAUAUAUAGGGUGACCCAGAAAACUGUCCCUGCCUCCUCCCUCCCUCCCUUGCCUGCCCCCUCCCUGCCUGCUCUCUGAGACACUGUGAGUUGAGGAGGGAGGCAGGGACAUUUUUCUGGGACACCCUAUAUAUGUGUGUGCCUUUCAAUAGAUGAUUCAUUACUGCAACUUCUAUAAUUCCUUUAUGCAUUCUUACAUUUAUUACUUACUUAUAGUUUUAAUUUCAUAAGAGUGGUAGAAAUGGGUGUAGGUGGUGGUGGCAGGUGGUCACAUGAGGAUUGGACAUGAGAAGAACAUGCAUAUGUGUCUCAGUUAUAGUUUGUAUUAUAUUUUAUAUAAAUUUGUAUGUAUUUAAUUUUUUUUUAAUUAUUUAACUUUAUAUUGUGCUAUAUUUCAUGUACAUUUGUAUGUAUGUCAUGGUUUUAUUGAUGUAUAAGUCAUGUUGUAUGAGGAAUCAGCCCAAGUACAGUAAACACUCCCAAUACCGGACUAAUUUGUACAAGUUCUAUCCCUUAUUGGGAGAAUUCCCUUAAGGGAGGGUUUCCUCCCCUCUCUGUUUAAACAUAAAAUAAGUCAAUACAA